Molecule: messenger RNA, 1661 nt
Organism: Camelina sativa (false flax)
Lineage: Eukaryota; Viridiplantae; Streptophyta; Magnoliopsida; Brassicales; Brassicaceae
Source: RefSeq, a predicted model, not a curated record
UCUGCCAUUUUCCUCUGAUACAUCAAAAAAAACGUUGGGAAAAAAAGCUACAGACUUCUCAAGAAACAUACAAGACACCUCGACGAUAAAAGACAAGACUCGCCGAAGUAAAACACGACCAAACAAACAGUACCCACCAAGACAUCAGCAAACCAACUUGUUUAACGAAAUCACCGCAAGGCAAAGAACCACAUACCAGUUGAGACACAGCGAAAGAACUCAGGUCAAUCUGAGACAAGCCGAGGUUUAGAACUCAGGUGAGCAAAAUAUGUACGCGGCACUGACGGGCCCAAGUAGAAGUGAGGGGGGGGGUCAAAAUCUUCAAAUAAAUUAUUCUGCAUCUAAAUUGCUAAAGUUUCAGUAGCACAGUUGGUUUUCUUCAGUAUGUUGAUUGCUCCUAUCCCAAGUUCAAUUCCCAUUCUACAGCACAAGAGAGAGAGAGAGUCGAAGAACAGUGAAGAAAGAGUCGAAAGAACAAUGCUUGAGAUUCUCGGAACUUACAGGAAUCUCACACUUCAAAUCAUACUAUCUCUCUUCUUAUCCCUAAUUCUCUCAUUCGUCAAAAUCUCAAUCAUCUUCCUUCACGGUCUCUGUACCUACAUCCAACCUGAAAAUCUCAACCAAAACAACAACUCCGGAAACGGACUCCGACCCCCGAUUCGACGACCAUCUAACACCGAAGAUCCGAAGUCCAAUGUCGAAGUCAGGAGAAGAAACAGAUCCAAAGAUAAAUCCGAAUUCGACGAAAGCAACGCUCAGAUCUUUCGGAUUAAGCUCGACGAAGAUCACCUCAGAUCUCGAAUGUAUUUCACAGAGUACAAUUCGCUUUUCGUUUUAUCCUUUUUAACUGUUUCGUGCUUUCUUCUUAACCGUUACUUCGGUGUAGAGGAGGAGACUCAUGGAGUGUUAGGGAACGGUUUGGUGUUUCCGCUUGUUCUUGGGUUUGUAGCUUUGUGUAAAGUGUUAGUUGCUUUGGGGAAGAUCUCAAUCGAGAGAUCUGCUUCGAAGAAAUCUGAGAAGAAGCUGAGUUUGAUUUUUGGGGCUUUAGGGUUUGUGUUUGGGGUUAUCAUCAGUGCUGGUGUGUUCCCUAAAGGAUUUGAUUUUCAAUUGGGUUCUGUUGAUGCCUUCUCCUGUAUUGUGAUCUCGUUUUCGAUGGCUUGUAUCUGUGGGUUUCUUUAUAUGCCUGCUGGGAGAAGUGCAAGGUCGUUUUGGGUUGGAACUGAUCAGAUUAGGAGUAACUUGUCGAUUAUUUCUUGUGGUUGGUUUGGGAGGAUGGUUCUGUAUGCGAAUUAUAUCGUAUCUGUGUUCACUUCUUUGCUUUGGAUUCAUCCGUUAGCUGAGAUUUUAAUGAAGAGAACUGGAAGUGGAAGUAGUCAGACUGGGUUGGUUGGUAAUGUUGGCUUGUCGAGUGAUGAUUUUGUUGAGUUUCGGGUGUUGUGUUUGUUACUGUCGGGUUUGCUUAUUACACUUUGGGGAAGAUGAUGACGUACUAGCUAGUGAAAAUAAACAAUGAUGAAUCCUAAAUUUCGGUUUGGUUAUUCGGUUCCGGUUAAUAAGCCUAUGCGGCUAUGCCUGAUGAUAUAUUUUUUCCAUCAUAUACGUUACCUUUGGUAAGUUCCAUAUCAAGAUCGUAAUUAUGUUUUUUUGAUCGGAAAGAUCGU